AUGUCGCACACACAGUCCGCAGCAUGCUGCAACACUCCGGCUGUGGUCGGCCAUGGCUACAAAGAGAAGGGAAACUAUAUCACCGUCAAUGGGAUGAAGACAUACGCGACUGGACCUUCGUCUGCCACUCACGGUGUUGUGAUUGUCUUCGACAUUUUCGGGUUCUUUCCUCAGACAUUGCAGGGUGCCGACCUGAUCGCUCACGCCGACAAGGAUCACCAGUAUCAGGUCUACAUGCCAGAUUUCUUUGACGGCGAACCCGCCGACAUUUCCUGGUACCCACCAGACACAGAAGAGAAGGGCAAGAAACUGGGCGAGUUUUUCCAGACCGCUGCUGCCCCUCCCAAGACCGUCGCGCGGCUCAACAAGGUGAUGGAGGAGUUGCAGGCGAAGAACCCUGGUGUCAAAAGUUGGGGCGUUCUUGGAUACUGCUGGGGAGGCAAGAUCGUCAACCUCGUAUCUGGAUCUAAUACAGUUUUCAAGGCCGCUGUAGCUUGCCAUCCGGCCAUGGUUGACCCGAACGACGCACCGAACGUCACUAUUCCCAUGCUUAUGAUUCCGUCCAAGGACGAAGAUCAAGAGGCCGUGGACAAAUACGAGGCCAAUCUCAAGGUACCCCACCAGGUGGAAUGGUUCAAGGAUCAUAUUCACGGGUUCAUGGCCGCGAGAAGUGACCUCUCCGAUGAGGAUGUGAAGGCAGCCUACGCAAAGGCUUACCGGAUCGUGUUGGAUUUCCUCAACAAACAUCUUUGA
Fonsecaea nubica is the source of this 753-nucleotide messenger RNA. RefSeq lists its product as hypothetical. NCBI's taxonomy places the organism in Eukaryota, Fungi, Ascomycota, Eurotiomycetes, Chaetothyriales, Herpotrichiellaceae. The record is from RefSeq and is a predicted model, not a curated record. Gene Ontology annotation, molecular function: hydrolase activity. The transcript is spliced from 2 exons. Bases 1 to 753 code for a protein of 250 amino acids.